CAGUCAAGGUGUCCAUGUGAACCAGGAAGGCAGGUGUAUGAUUGUUUGCGUACAGAAUAUCAGGGGAGAGGGGAGACAGAUACUGUGCACCUGAUUUCACCAGGACAUGUCUAAGGGUAGAAGCAACUUCUCUGCUCUCUCCAGGUUGGCUCAGCAGUGGAGUGAAGAUGAUGAACAGGAACAAAUCAGAGAAAGGAGGAGGAGAAAUCGUAUUAUGGAAAACUCAGAUAAGGAUGUCAAAGAAUCAACUAAAGAUAACAGCAGUUCCUGCUUUUCGCAAGGGUCUUUAGACACUAGUAAUAAAGACAAGAACUCAUUAAUUAAAAGUAAAGAGGGACAACAGACCAAUAAAGAGAAGAAAGAAGAAAAACAGGCACCCAAAAGCCAACCAGCAGAGAGCCAGGGGUCAGUGAACAAAAAGGAAGAGUUCAAUGGACUUGGAAACCAAAUAGAAAAAAGUAAGAUAAACCAAAAAGAAGAAAUUAAUGCAACUGUUAAAGCAAUACAAGAAAAACAUGUUACCAGCAGCAAAGAGGAAGAGAGUAAGAACUUGGGCAGUAGAAGAGAAGAAGAACAAAUACCUAGCAGACAUAAAGAUGAGACUACGGCUUCCAAGAAUCUGAAGCAAGAUGCUGGAGAGAAGACAGAAGCAAAUCAUGAGUUUAUAAGUCAAAGCAAAGACUGUAAAGGUCCAGAUGAUCAGACAGAGGAAUGCAAGAAGCCACAAAGUCAGCAAAAUGUAAUCCAAAAACUUAGUAUUAGAAAAGGAGAAAAUCCGAAAAACCAAAGUCCUGAAUCAGGGGAUAAGAAAAUGCAAAGGACAGUAAUAAAGGUUCAGAGUACUAGCAAAUCAUCAGGGGAGCAGAGAGCUGACAGACCUCCCAGUAUAACUAGUAUCUCCAGUGCCAUGGUGAAUGUUACCCCUACAGACACUGCAGAAUCAUGUAGCAGCACAGUAACCAUCCCCAACACUGACAGCACCUCCAAGUUCAAAAGUCAGGUGUUUGUAAGCUCUGUAAAGAUAGCACGGAAGCCAAGUACGAGUGAUAUGGUUGGAGGACAGCAGGUACUAAGUCCCCCACCUGUCACAGACAGAACAGAGGAAAGUGCCCCCACAGUUACCAGAACACUGAAAAAAAUUGAAAUGCAGAUUCCCCCAACAAACUAUACACAUGUGAACACUAAAGAGGAUGAACUUCACAAGUCUCCACCUGCCACAUCCCCACUUAAACGGUGUAGUCCCCAGACCAGCUCUUUUCGAAUAGCGUCUCAGAGUGAGGACCAGGCAGACAGUGGUUUGAUGCGCAGUUCUAGUCUCAGAUUUUCUCUCCGGAGUCGAAAGUUGGGGGAUCGAAUGGAAAAAUAUGCAUCAGCUAUCCAGAGGUCGGAAAGUGUUAGAGUAACUUCCCAUAGUCGAGGUGUCCUUGGGCCAUCAACUGGCAUCGCUAGCAAAAAAACUAUCUUUGAAAAGGAUGAAAAUGCUUCAGAAACAAAUAUCUCCAAUACCAAGAAGGAUUUAAACAUUCCGGUUAAAAUUGCUGACCGAAUCAAUCAGUGGAAGUCGAGUAGGACACAAGAGGGUACAGACGUCAGCACAGGAAACAAGGAUAUCAGGACGGGUGAUGUGGCCAGCAAGAGGAAUUUAUGGCAGCAAAGGUCUCAAUCAUCAAGUGACACUAAGCUCUGAUCUACCAUGAAGUUUUCUGGAAAAACAUGCAGUGCCACAGCAUCUGUGCCAACACGAUGAAGCAGAUUUUUUCUAAUUAUAUUGAUACUGCACUCAGAAAGUAGAAAUCCUUGACCAAUAUCAGAUUGUUUUAUUAUUUAGCAUAUGCCAUUCAUCUCAUUGCAGCAAACUGAUUAUAUAGUUCUCUGUCACUCAAAGUAAUUACUUGUCAAAAUAAUUCUAUUACAUAAAAAUAUUGAAAUAAAAUAAAAAUCUUUACAUUUUU
Messenger RNA from Bombina bombina (fire-bellied toad), 1952 nucleotides. RefSeq names its product ladinin 1 (gene LAD1). Bases 107 to 1687 code for a protein of 526 amino acids. NCBI's taxonomy places the organism in Eukaryota, Metazoa, Chordata, Amphibia, Anura, Bombinatoridae. The transcript has 12 exons. The record is from RefSeq and is a predicted model, not a curated record.